CGAGCGAUCAUAGUAGCAUCGGUCACAAUCGUCGACACAUGCAAGGAGCUCACAGCCAACAAAAUCAUCGACGUGACGAUCACAUGAUAAUGAGCUACAGAUUCAACGAUAAGUCGACAUCGCAAGAUUGACGACACAAUCAGCAGGUGAUGAGCAUGAUCAGUCGAUCCUGUAGACUGCCAGUUCUAAGGUCAAACUUGCAAAAAUCACCACUUUGAUCCUCCAAAAGCAAUCACGUCAGCUCGAUUUGCAAUGAAAGCUGGAGACAAGCAACGAUGAACGAUCAAACGCAGGGGCCACACAUAGGGCCGCAAGUCCAAGUCGAUGUUGGGGAUCAAUUGUUUCACUGCAUCGUUGAGAUUUUGGCAAGAUUGGAAGCACAACAUGAGCGUAUGUCUGAGCGUAUCGAUAGCCUUUCCGGAGAUCUCCAAGAGCUGGUCAAGCGACAGAGCGCUCUUGGAAGUCACCAAACGAUCAUCUCGAUUCCAAGUGUCGUUCAAGAUGCUAUCGCUCCUUGCUCAGAAGGUCAGAUCGAAGUUUUGAACGAGCGUGACGAGACUCAGUCGAUCAGUGCCACCCAUGCAGACAACCUCAAGAGGAAGCACGUCAGACAAGACUCACACUUCGGCUUUGACGGCGAGGAUCAGCGCGAGAUACAUCGCUUGAUCGCUAUCUCAAAAGCUCAAGACCCACUGCCAAGAUCAACAUACAUCGAGGAUGACAUCGACACACGUGCAUGCAAGCUUGUCGAUCAAGUCAUAUUUGGCAAGAAGCUACUCAAUCCUUCUACCAAUGUUGACCCUAGAUCAUGGCUCGUGACCAUGGCCGAAGAUCUUUUCGACAAAAAAACACCUCUCCGGCGGAUUCGUCUAUGCCUCCAUUUCUUCGCAGCCAUGCUCGAGCCCCAAACCCUCAUCAAUCUCAAGACAACCGAUGAACAGCUACAAGCCGAAGAGGAGGCGAAAACAAAAGCGAUGCUAUUCUGCAUCCAGCUCCACGUUGGAUACUGUGAACUAGAGAAUCCAAGCAGCCAACCCAAGCUUGCAUACGGAGUCCCUUCCGAAUACGUGAUCUUCACCGAGAAACAUCUCAACAGUCAAAAGGCCAAACGCGCGGCGUGGAAGAACAAAGAGCUCCGCCAGGCCAUCGAAACAGGCAGUAAGCUUGAGGCGCUUCGCCUGCACAUGGGACCAGGAACCAUACAUCUGAUUCCGACCAAGAUCUGGCUCGAAAUGUAAGUCCCACCAAAAUUGCAACAUCGCCGGCAAUUUUCCAAACGGGAAAAUAAAACUGACAAAUAUCGAACGACAAAAGUUUCCCCGAAAUGACCAUCGACAAUAUCGAGCGUGUGUGCGGGAAAAAUGAAAGACUCUACAUCCCCAACUUCAGGGAGAUUUCUGGCGGACUACUUGGUAGUCAAUCCAAUACGGUAAACAUGAUCGGAGGGGUGGCCCCAUGCGAGGCGAACGGACAGAUUUUGCCAGCACCUGGUCUCUUCCUGAAGGCAGUCACCGAUGAUGUGAUCAACUCGGGCGUGUACAGCUUACAGGAGCUCUUUCGCCACGCAAAUGAUGUGGUGUGAGACUGUCGUGAAGGUGACAAAAGACAUUGAAUGCGGUUGCCCAAUUGCCAAGCAACUCUGAUCAAGAAUCAGA
Messenger RNA from Dissoconium aciculare CBS 342.82, 1655 nucleotides. RefSeq lists its product as uncharacterized. The transcript has a single exon. Bases 276 to 1238 code for a protein of 320 amino acids. The record is from RefSeq and is a predicted model, not a curated record. NCBI's taxonomy places the organism in Eukaryota, Fungi, Ascomycota, Dothideomycetes, Mycosphaerellales, Dissoconiaceae.